AUGAAUGUAGCAUUUAACGUAAUUGUAGUCGACGCGUUGUUUAUAACUAUCUGUUAUGUUAUAAUCGCCCAAUAUAAAGUUAUUGGUCAGUCGUUCAGAUAUAUCGGCUAUGACGAAAAACCGCUGAAUGGUAAGUCCAUCUCUAAAAGCAGCCAUAAAAUCAUGAACCUUCUUUUAAUCUUAAUUUAUUUAUUCUGUUUGUACUGUGUAUGUGAAACAUUGCUGUCUAUUAGUGUUUUUUUGUAAAAUUCCGGAAAGCUCUGUCCAGGACAUUACAGUGUGCAGAUUUUUCUAUUCCAAAUCAUUAUAGUGAUAUUUAUAAUUUUUUUUUUUUAUAUCUAUGAACAACUAUUCUACCAGAAUUUUUGCUCCAAUUUUCAAGUGUAGCACUUGUUUUUGUAGUUUAAUUCAGUUAAAAAUAUUUGUAGAAACUUGAAAUAUUGAUAGAAAACCCGUAUUAGCUUGUUUUAGACGUGGUAAAAUCUUCAAAGCAUUCGACCCAUUUUUGAGCUAUUUAUAGGCAUUUUAAUUUUGCGAGUUUUUUACGUAAUUUUUAUUGGUAGAUAAUUUGUGGAUACAAUUGUAAGACUUAACAGAAAUGAUAGAAAAUUUAACAAGAGGUUCAUUAGUCGUGAUUAGUGGUCAAAGAAAAAAAAAAUGAAGUCUAAUGAAGUAUUUCUUUUUUAUAAGAGUUUUAAUAUCAAAUUUUUGACUUUUCAAAACAUGUAUAAUCGAACUUCGCUUCGAAUCGUUUUUCGUUAGCAAUUGUUUAUCGUUAGUUACGGGUAUAAAUCAAAUAACUUAAUAUAUCCCAACUUCUCAACCACCAACCUACUACAGUAGUCACACCCGUCAACUAUUUUAAAUAUAACGUCAUCGAGUUACAGUUAUCUUAUGAACGAAUAUAAUAAUAAUAUAACUGUUUAAAUUAAACGUGACUGAUAAAAGUAACUUCUAACUUUCUAACUAGUAAGUCCCCGUUCAUAAAUUAUUUGAUAUCCUAACGAGCGAGGUUAGACAUACAAAUAAUUGAUUGUAUUUAUUUAUUCGUUUUCGAUUGAUUAUCGUUGUAUUUAUAUGAUUAUAGAAUAUUACGAAGAUUUUAAAUCAGUUGUAGCCGAUCAACAAAAACUCGAGUUGUAAGUAAUGUUUAAAUUUCCCAAGAAAAUAGCAAAUUUGACAUAGAAUCUAAGUUGUAUUAUUUAUAUUAUUUGUUUCAGGAAAUUGUUAUCAUUUUAUUCCGUUGUACAUCGCAUAGUUUUAAUAAACGUCGUUUUUACUUUCUGCUCGAUCAUAAUCAUAACAUAUUUAUUUGUUGAGGUAAAUUAAUAAUUAUCGUGUAUUAACAUUAAGGUGCCUGCACGUGGCAUAUUUAUUUUUGCAAAAUCAUUUUUUACCAUUAAAAAAUACCCCAUGUCUCUUAGGGUAAAUGCAUUUUGAUCAUCUUUUUUUUCCGUAAGAGAAAGAUAGACUUUGAUUUUGAACAUUUAUAUUUCUAAACCUUAUAAUUAAAACUUGAAUAAUACUUAUGUGCACUAUCUUUUUUUCUUAGUUUUGCGUCAAAAAUCAAAAUUUGGACUUCGAUUUUGAUUUCUGUUCAAAAAACAUGUCACUAGCUGGUCCCUUAACAUACACAUGAAAACUUAUUGCGACUUUUUAUUAAAAUUUAUUAGUUGCUAAGAUUCGUUUACGUUAAAUGCUAACAAUAGUUCACAAAUUUGUAAAACAAAACCACGUGCAGAUCCCUUGACAUACAUUUUACAAUGAUAAGUUAAAAUAUAUUUUAAAAUAGGCGUGCAUGUCACUUGAAUCGCUGUCAAUCCUCGAUUUGUUCAGACUAGGAAGUACAGUUGGCUUUGAAUAUCUAUACCUAUUUAUAUACUGUUAUUUAUUAGACAGUUUAAACUUGGAAGUAAAAAAAAAAAAAAAACAAUUAUCUAUUCUGAUAUAAUUUCAGCUUGUUUGAUGAAUAUUAUUAUAAUAUAGAGAGAAUCGACCAACUUUGCAAUAUAUUCUUGUAACUGGACGGAGAUGGAUGUGAAAUUUCAAAAAUUGUUGUUGUUGGCAAUGUGCAUGAACAACGCCAAUAAAUUGUUGAUCAGGGCUUCGCCGAAGAAAACAAUCAACUUGCAGUUCUUCUCUAGCGUAAUUAAUUAUUACACGUUACAUGCGUACCUAAUACUAACUGAAAACUGAAAUUAUAAGGCCGUCAUCACGGUGACAUUUACCGUAUCUGUCUUUCUAAAAGCCGAUUUGACGCAAAUGGAUUCGUGUAAAUGAAACGAAAAGGCGUUUAAAGUUGAUUUUAGAAAUAAAACAUUCAAUGUCCCCGCGGUACCCAAACUUUUUUGAUUCACGCCAGCCUAAAAAUAAAAACAAAUAAUUGCACGUCCCCCGUGAAUAAACUCAUAAGUACAUUGCAGUUAUUGUAAUAUUAUAACCUAACGUUUGCCAAACACUAUACUGAUAUAAUUCGUGAUUUAAUUUUCGUGUUUCUAUUUUUUAAACAUAGUGGCAGUUACAUGUAACGAAUUUGUAUUGUUUGGGUGUAGAAAAUAUUGAUAUUAUUAUAAUUGUAUCUGUUUGUUUAUUAAGAGUGUGGCAUUUACCUACGUACCUAUGUAAACACGAAUCGUGGUUAAUUGUGAUCAAUUUACUUCUAGGUCAUGAUGACGUCUUACAACAUCGUCUCCGUUAUGGUGAAAACAAUUUCCAUAGAAAAUCAAUAA
Cinara cedri is the source of this 2729-nucleotide messenger RNA. NCBI's taxonomy places the organism in Eukaryota, Metazoa, Arthropoda, Insecta, Hemiptera, Aphididae. The record is from the annotation of a GenBank genome assembly.